Messenger RNA from Aspergillus ochraceoroseus IBT 24754, 690 nucleotides. Its product is annotated as 2-oxo-4-hydroxy-4-carboxy-5-ureidoimidazoline decarboxylase. The record is from RefSeq and is a predicted model, not a curated record. The coding region runs from base 83 to 646 and encodes 187 amino acids. The transcript is spliced from 3 exons. NCBI's taxonomy places the organism in Eukaryota, Fungi, Ascomycota, Eurotiomycetes, Eurotiales, Aspergillaceae.
AAAAAGAAAAGGAAAAUUAAGAAUAAUACAGACUUUCUUUCUCCACCCAAGUUGUAUCUAUACCACUUACUUCUUCUACGCUAUGACUCCUUCACUCCCCCCCUUAUCUUCUCUCCCAACCCUCCCCCAAUCUCAACAAUUCCAAGUCCUCGACACCCUUUUCGAAUCCUCACCAGAGCUCCACACCCUACUGGCUCUAGUACUAUCCAGCCAAACCUUCCCUUCAUAUACAGGGUUCAUUGAUGCCGUGGGCAGCCGUAUGUCUGCCCUCUCCGCUGCGAACUCACCAACGGAUAAAGCAAUCCUUGUGGGAAUCCUAGGAUCGCAUCCGCGGCUGGGACAGCCCAAAACAAAGGCCGCAGAGCAUCUGAGCGAACUGAGUAAAAAGGAGCAAGCGAAUUUAAACACUGGGGCUGAGGAACAGGCCGAGAAGCUGCGGGUGCUGAAUGCGGAAUAUGAAGAGAAGUUUCCAGGGUUGAGAUUUGUAACGUUCGUCAAUGGUCGGAGCAGGGAUGUGAUACUGGUGGAGAUGCGUCAGAGGAUUGACCGGGGGGAUGUUGAACGAGAGGUCGAAGAGACUAUUCAGGCAAUGUGUGAUAUUGCCAAAGAUAGGGCACGGAACCUCGAGCAAACGUCCAGAAUAUAACUAGAGAUACACGCUAGCAUUAUAAAGAGAAUAUUCACAUUAAU